This is a messenger RNA of Drosophila erecta, 3847 nucleotides long. RefSeq lists its product as uncharacterized. The transcript has 2 exons. The coding region runs from base 1 to 3789 and encodes 1262 amino acids. Lineage: Eukaryota; Metazoa; Arthropoda; Insecta; Diptera; Drosophilidae. The record is from RefSeq and is a predicted model, not a curated record.
AUGUCAUUUACGGUGACGAAUCAGAGCUUAAUCCGAUUGGAGAGCUCCAAGGACGCGGAUGAAUGGAAACGUACAUUAAUGUUUUUCAAUGUCGAUAUUUUGGGCGGAGUGUGCCGUGACCAACAAAACCAGAUUACACCGCCAAGGACCUCCGUUUGCAAUGGAAAGCGACGAGCUCCCGGUGGAGGAUUGACCAAUCCAAUUACGGAGAGUGCGAUGUCAUUUGGGGCACCCAAUAAAUACUAUACUAACGGACAUGCUGAUUUUGAACAUGGAACUUAUUCGCCUCGAACUCCUGGCCGGCGAAGAGAUAACUUUGCCUAUUCCGACAGACGUCGUCACUUUCAUUAUAGACCAAUUAAUCCAGGACGAAGUCAAGCCGAAAUGGGCUUAGUUUCCCCAUCUCCAUCGGCCGAUUCUGCGGGUUACUAUGAGAGUAAAAGGAUCCACUUUCCAGACGUUGGGACCGAGAAAACGUAUGAUAACUAUUACCCAGAUGGACCCUAUGAAAUCAAAGAGGAUGAACCCCAUCGAGUCGUCCCAACCUCUCACUAUUUUAAAGAAAAGGAAGAGCCAAGAAUAAACAGACAAUACGCGGAUGACUACUACCCUAAUGGCCGAAGAUUAUCCAAAAGACACCACAGAGAAUCUGAAAGGUACUAUCGCCAACCCUACCCCGAACACCCAACUCAAGAUGAUUACCAUCGAGAUUUCAGAGGAACUGUACCCCGUCAGUUAAGAUCCAGCUCUUAUAGGAUGAAACAGAACUAUAGGCAGGCAUCGGGAUCUUUGCCUCCCAACUAUGCCUCCAAUUAUUACCCACACGACUCCACGGAAUACAGGAGUGAUAAUGACUAUGAUGGAUCCCCUGAAGAUUACCAAAGUAACAGAGAGUAUUAUGAGGAACCACGGGCUGAAGCUUACCAAAAUCCAUAUGAAGAUUUCCAUGACUACGAAUACACAGAUUACAAAGAAACCAGUAAAGCACAUCCGAUACAAUUUCCGAAACCUCAACCUAAGUACUACAAAAAUUACGCUAAAGGACAUUCCCAGUCCUAUCCAACCAGAAUUUGUAAGCCUGAAAGGGAAUCUAAAGUCAAUGAGGUCAAGGUAUCGCCCUUUGAAGAAGCCGAAAUUCGUCAUGUGAAGUCUAAGAGAAGUAAACGAAAUAAGCAGCCAGAAGAAACUCUUCGUAGAAAAGGUUUCAAUCAUUUUGGAGAGAGCAGAGAAGAACCAAUAAAUUACGAAAAAAUAUCAAAAUAUCUUGCUCAGCCCAAAAAGUAUGAAAGUAGAGGGAAAGAAGAUGUAUUUAAUAUAGAAGGGAAUUCUAAUAGAUACAAGCUGCCCAGCUACGCAGAACGUUCUUUAUCUAGCACUCACAAAAAAAUAUUUAAAGAAGAACUACCUCACAGAUAUCGCCCGAAAAAAUUUAUUGAUGAAAUACGUAAGCCGCAUAGAAGCUUAAGAACUGAAUCUUUUGGACAGCACGGGGAAUACGAUAGUUAUAAAACUCGUAGUCAUAAAGCUUCACCAGAUAGAAAAAAGUCGGUUGACUUUGUUCGCUUCACGGACUUAAACGAUGGCUCAGAAAUUCCGCACAGAAUUCGUGAGAGCGGUCAAUCCCCAUCGUCGCUAUUUUUUACCAUCGAGAUUCCGUAUAAAAAGAAGCACCGAAAAGGGGAAUACAUACCCAAAAGAUCACAUUCGGGUUGUGACAAUUUUGAAGAUAAGUCAUUUAGGCCACAAACAUCUCUUUAUGAUGUUGGGAAACAUCGGAAGCGAAAGACAAUGAAGCAGAAAAUAUCUGGAUUUUUCAAAAGGUCAAAAUUGUGCUUGUCGAAAUCGAACAUUUUUAGAAACAAAUCUAAUGUGCUGAAGAAGCCAGUUGCGCAAAACCUGAACUGUGCUCAAAUAACUAAUCAGAGCCCCAAUUACAUACUGAACUCCUCCGUAGAAAGUGAUCACUCCUUGGGGUCCGAAAAUGUGGGAGUUCCGUCUCAGGACACUGAUCCCCAAAGAUAUGGCUUUAAAAAGGGGAAGGAAUGCCAUUAUCCCACUGUUUACAGGGGAACCAACAAUCAGUUGCCGGAAAAUAACAACGAGAUCUUUCACCAGUACUCCAUGUUCAAUGUACUGAGCUCAACCAACCAACGAUCGAAGGUAAAUAACGAUGACUAUGACCACUUCGAUCGGGGAUUAAGUAAACGAACCAGUCAAUAUUUCAGACCUACAGCUGAUUUGCCUACAAAGAAUUCCUACAAGGAAUUCGAUCGCGUGUCCAGUGGCAAUUGCAGUCUUCACAGUGAGAGAAAAAGUGGAGAUCCCAACGGGACAAGUGAAAUUAACGUCUGCCUUACGAUUCGGGCCACUGACGUGAGUUUGACGGGCAGUCCGAGGAUAGUAUCAUCAAAAAUCGUUGGGGAUCGCGGCGUAUCCUAUAAAACCAAUAAUGGUGCAUCUAAAGUAACGCUUUCAAGGCCAGCCAAUCUUUCUGCAUUGAGACAAAGUAGUGGAAGCACAAUUUGUGAAAGUGCUAGUGGGGAAAACCAAUUCAGAAAUGUCAGGUUUUCCCCCUCGCACUUUGGCCACAAAAGUUGUUCCUCUACCCAAAACAGCUCCGAAGGCAGUUCUUCAAGAGUUCCAGCCGCCAGGACUUCUCAAGAGCAUUUCUGCAAAAGGAAGAGCAUUGAGGCGAGUUCAAAGCCACCCGAAAUGUCCGAAAGUAUUGGCAGUUCUUCGGAGCAACUUCGUCCUCGUCAUCGCCGCGUCUCCAGAUGGAGCCUAACCAGUCAGUCGAAGUCCUAUAAUCCUAAACCACAACCAGGCCAUUGCUGGACCCCUGAUAUAUUAGAAACAAAUUCUCCAAGACCUUCACGCACUAUUGAAUUGUGUUCCAGACCACCGACCUUGUUUCAAAGCGAUAUAACCAAAAGGUCGAGCCUAAAAAGGGUGGAUAACAACCUCGAAAAAUCAGUGCCCAAGAGGGUAGUCCUGAAAACCAAUAGUUCGCAAAGUUCACUUAGUGGUACAAUGUGCAGUUCUGGUAGCAGUACGAAAUCACUUUGCACUGGGGAAAAUGAGGACAGGAAGAACGAAGACAGAAGUGAAUGCCACAGAUCCCAGAGCCACAAUUUUCAAUUUGGCGAAGAUUGGAAAUGUGAGGUAAUCCCAAGAAAAACUAGUAGUUGGCCGCGCCAAAGUCCCAGAAGUUUCCCAGGACCACCGAUGCAGAUGACAAAUCCCAAGCAAUUUGGAAAAUGGUUCUUGUCACCCAAAACAUCAACUCAAAGCUUAGAAUCCACCACAAGUAGAUGCUCCAGUGGUUCCACGCCAAGAAAUCAUGUAGAUGAAACCAGCCACAAGCCGAAGAAUAUGCAAUUGGUUUGCUAUCCCGAUGACGAACCCAAAUCAUCAUAUGCCAGCCAGCCCCAGAGUGAAUAUGGAAACAGAUUCACGGCUAUGCGAGAUCUGGAUAGUACAAAAUCGAGCAAUCGAGGGGAUCUUUGUUGUCCGAAGCUAUUCACCGAUUUGGAGGAGGAAUCCUUCAGCCCGAAAAGCAUUGUGGAGGAGCUGAAACGAGAGCUCUUGCAGAGCUUCAGAGCCGAGCAGCAAAUUAGGAGUCAGGCGCCUUUCCUUCGACCCACUCCACCACACAUUGUGAUAUUCCCCUGUGCUCCCGGUGGCAUGUGCCAGACCAGGGCGAGCAUGAAUCUGAAUCCCAAUCUAUUCCGUAGACCGGAGUCUGUGAUGUGCUGGACACCUUGCCCCAAGCCACAGAACUCCGUCUAAGGAUUGGUCCCUUCAAAGAACUUUCAUCUUUCACACCCAGCAUACCUGCAGUAAGCCA